AUGUACCGAAGUAGCCCACUUUAUGACAAGAUUUAUUCGCGAAACACAAGAGCGGGACCGGGACUCCGUGAGUUUAUGAUAACACAAUUGGAGGAAACGCCAGAUAAAGUUAUUGAAGCCGCACUCAAGAAUCAGCAAGAAAGUCUAGAAAUUCUCAGAUUGGAAGAAUUACCGGAAAGAUCCCCCUUGCUACAAGUCAUUAAUCUGUCAGAUUUUGAGCAUACGACCGAUCGAGUCAUGGAAACAAUGGCCAAACUGGAGCAUCUGGCGAAGACGUUGAAAGUGCUGACGGUGAUUGAUUGUGGUUCGCUGGAGCCUGAUAUCAUUCAAUACGCCGAAGACAUUCUCGGAGAAUCGCACGUCAGAUACAAGGACCCUGAAACGGAUUCAGAAUAA
Messenger RNA from Radiomyces spectabilis, 396 nucleotides. RefSeq lists its product as uncharacterized. The transcript is spliced from 3 exons. The record is from RefSeq and is a predicted model, not a curated record. The coding region runs from base 1 to 396 and encodes 131 amino acids. Lineage: Eukaryota; Fungi; Mucoromycota; Mucoromycetes; Mucorales; Radiomycetaceae.